UAUGACAAAGCACAGACGCUUACAUUUUUAAUAAAUUAUAUUGAACAUAUAAAACAUAGAUUUGGUAAUAGCCUCUAGGUCUGAACAACAACAAAAAACAACAAACUAUGAACAGAUUGAAUAGAAAACAUUUUGAACAACAAACAGAUCAGAAAGCACAGACGUCAAAAUUAACAACAUAAAAAACGAAACAACUACAUUAGAGGCGAAGAAGUCUACGUGAAUAAUAAACGCUUACAUUUGACUUUUGCUUAAACGUCGUCAAAGGUCUUUUGAUCCACUCUGCUUGCUAUAUAUGCAUUUUUUUCUUUUUGCUUACAGUACGUGCUGUACGUAAUUGCGUCACGGAUUUGCCCACGUGUAGAUGUUUAUUCUCCUCGUGCACGUCGGCUGAAGGAGAAAAAGAGGUUUAACAAAGUCCGACUGGGAUUGAGGCAUAUUAAAGAAUAUUUAGGUAAAUUACAUAAAAUAAUAUAGCAAAUAUUGGCAGUAUAGUGUUAUCUUUGUUAAAUAUUUAAUUAAGCAUAAAUAAGAAAAGGCAUAACAUAUGAUGCCUUCAUGGUACAUGGGAUAGCCCCGAACAGUGGUAAAAAGUGUAUUCUACACCUUUGACUAAACCUUUUACAAAAUGUAUUUGUUUAUCCUAUUUAGUGUUAAUCUAUAUAAGGUCUAUGGUGCAUUUGAGUUCAUAAAAAUUAGUACAUCAUGGUAAUUUGUUUGCCCUGACACAGAGAAGUGGGGUCACCAAUCUGACAAAAAUCCUCUGCUUGGAGUAGGGUAGGCCUACAUGUCAAAAUGUAAAACAUAAGAUGGCGGAGAACAUGAAAAACAAAAUAAGGUUAGACAAUUUAAAAAGAUCCAUAGAAAGAAGUAAGUAAAAAAAAAAACUAUUUUAGAUUCACAGUAUACGUUUUGUAAUUGAAGUUACACUUUCAAAGUAUAAAUAAAUGUGUUUUUUCCCGAUGAAAUCGUGGACACUGAACAUAGCAUGCAGAGUGUUAAGUCCCUCCCCGGAUUUGACAAACGCGCACGCACCUUGUGCUUGUAAACAGAAGCUCACACGUGACACGGGGAGCAGAGCCGAGUCGCGCGACCGUAUUGUCUGAACGGACAAAGAAGCGUACUGUGAGCGCGAGCUUCGGCCAGGUGAGCGGCCAGGUGUUAUGGCAACCGGCGUUAUGUGUGGCAACACGAAGCCGAGUUUUUGCUCGUUUAAAGACCGAGGUCUGGGAACGCGUUUGGUCGCUUGAACUUAUUGUCUGAACCGCAAAUCCUCGAGCUCGGUGGGAGAACAUUGUUGACUGCGUUUUCGCUGCGCUCACGCACACAGCUGGUUUACUAAACUGGAGAGCCUUUGUUGUUCCAACGCGAAAUCUCGCUGAUAGGGAUUUUUUCCCCCUUUCUGUCGCUGUCGUCAACUAGCAGUAGCCCUUAGCCUCGACGUCAGAACAAAAUUAUUUCCGAACAACCUCAAUCUGUGCAUUCAGAUUGAGGCCGGAUGAGAUGUCAUUCGCCAUGGAGGAUAAUUUGGAGUCCGGAUGGGUGUCAGUCCGACCCAGAGUGUUCGACGAGAAAGAGAGGCAUAAAUUUGUUUUCAUCGUGGCCUGGAACGACAUCGAGGGAAAGUUCGCCAUAACCUGUCACAACAGAACCGUCCAGAGACGGAGCACUUUUCUGGACUUGGAUUGUAGCCCCGCGGCUGCGCUUCCUGUCCCCGCUGCUGCUGCUAAAAGUCCGGCCAAAGCGAAGAAAGACGAAGCCUGUCAAGCUGGUAAAGUUAGACCGCACUCUGUCCCGACAGGAAAACCCACAACAAACACCAGAGCCUUAGACAAAAAGACUGUAAAAGAUGAUGGCUUGAAGGCGUUCGAGUGCGUCAGCCUCCCGUUAGGAUCCUGGAAUAUUGUUACGCCGAAGGAGAUGGACAUGGAGAUCCUGGACGUCCCUUCGUCUCCCGAGGAUGCAGACCCGGGAGACGGUGAGCUCAGCCUCCGCGAGGACUUCAGCUGGGCCGGCCUGUUCUCCUUCCAAGACCUGCGGGCGGCCCACCAGCAGCUGUGCGCCGUCAACUCGGAUCUGGAGCCCUGCUUGCCCCCGUUCCCGGAGGAGCAGUCCGGCGUGUGGACGGUGCUGUUCGGCGCCCCGGGGAUGUCGCAGCGGGAGACGGACGCGCUGUGCUACCAGCUGCAGGUGUACCUGGGUCACGCCCUGGACACCUGCGGCUGGAAGAUCCUCUCCCAGGUGCUUUUCUCCGAGGGCGACGACACGGAGGAGUACUACGAGAGCCUGAGCGAGCUGAGGCAGAAAGGCUACGAAGAUGCGCUGGAGGCGGCCAAAAGGCGGAUGCAGGAGGUGUUGGACAAGCACAAGGCCACGGACAGCAUGGUGGAGCUGCUGCAGGUGUACCCCGAGGAGGACGAGGCGUACGGCGAGCUGCUGGAGGCGACGACUCAGCUGUACCACUACCUUCUGCAGCCCUUCAGGGACAUCAGAGAAGUGGCAACUCUGCGGCGGCAGCAAAUUAAGAUCUGCCUGGAGACGGAACGUCUCGGCCCUCGCCGCGUGGAGAGCCUGAGGAAAGAGGAUGAGGAGUGGCAGAAGAAGGCUCAGGCUGCCGUGCUCGCCAUUCAAGACCUGACUGUGAAGUUCUUUGAAACCACAACCCGAGCUCAGAAAGCUCUGUACGAGCGGAUGCGCGCCGACCAGAGGAAGUUCGGAAAGUCAGCGUGGGCCACGGCAAUCGAACGCAUGGAGCGGCUGCAGUACGCCGUUUCCAAGGAAACCCUGCAGCUCAUGAGGGCCAAAGAAAUCUGCCUGGAACAGAAGAAGCAUGGCUUGAAGGAAGAGAUGCAGAGUCUGCAGGGUGGGGAGGAUGCAAUGAUGCGACUGGACCAGCUGGAGGCGCUGUACUACGAGCUGCAACUGCAGCUGUACGACAUUCAGGCCGAGGUGCUGCGCUGCGAGGAGCUGCUGCUGACCGCGCAGCUGCAGAGUCUGCGCAGGCAGAUGAUGGAGCGACAGGAUGAGGUGGUCUACUACGAUGCCUUCGAGAGCCCAGACGCCAUGAAGGGCGAAGAGGAGCCCGCAUCCCCUCCGUUGCCCCUCAGAGAUGAAGAACUGUGCGUCCUGCAGCAGAGGACGCGGCAACUGGAGGCCCGGAGGGGCCGCAUCACUGCCAAGAAAGUCUACCUCAAAAACAAGAAGGAAAUCUGUAUCUUCAAUCACAACCAGAAAAUCCAGCAGCGCCAAGGAAACGACGUCGACUUCAGCUCUCUGCAGGUACUGCGGCAGGGAGGAGAAACUGCAGAAGAUGAUGAAGCAAAAAGAAAUGCAAAUGUGAGUCAGGAAAGGCAGCGGACUCUGGACAGACUGCGCAGCCUCAAACAGCGUUACCCAGGUCAGGUGACCCUCCGGUCCAGUCGCCUGCGGCUUGCCCAGACUCCCAGCCGGAGGCGGGCGGGGCAGCAGCCCAGCACCCAGGCGGUCAGCGUCCAGACCGACUCCAUCUCCGACCUCCCAGAGCUCUCAUCUCCGCCCCCGGCUGACGUCUACAGCUGCGAAGGCGCCUCGCUGCCCUCCAUCGGCCUCCAAAGCGUGGAAGCGGCGCCUCCUUUCCUCUCGCUGCCUCCCCUGUCGUCGAAUCCGUCUCUGCUCUCCGUGGGGCCGCCUGCCGCGCCUCCGCCACCUCCCCCUCUUCCUCCUCAGUCGCUUCCUCAGUCGCUUCCUCCCGCCGAGAGCCAAGCGAGCAGCCCGACCAAGACCGAGUCUGAAUGCACCUCGCUGCCGCUGGCGCCGUUUUCCCCGCGAUUCUUUGACAGCAGCCAGCUGCUGACUGCCAGGAAGAAGCUGAGGAAGACCGCAUCGCUGGACUCGUCACAGUGGAGGAAAGCGAGCUCGCCCAUGGACGAGGUGCUGGCCUCGCUGAAGCGCGGCAGCUUCCACCUGAGGAAGGCCGAGCUGCGCGUCCUCGGACCCGACCCGGACGACGACGGCAACAACAUCCUGGCUCAGAUCCGGCAAGGCGUGCGCCUGAAGAAGGUCCGCGCCCGGCCAGAGCAACAGCGCCACCCCAAGAGCUUCCUGCACUCCGCCGACGCCCUGACCCGCAGCAUCCACGAGGCCCUGAGGAGGAUCAAGGAGGCCUCGCCGGAGUCGGAGUCUGAGGACGAAGGCCUGCCUUGCACUGACUGGGAAAACUGACAGAGGUUUAAAUGUUGAACUUAUUUUGCUUUUUUUUUUUUUUUUUUCAUUCUACGUGGCCAAAACAAAGAGAAAAUGAGGAUCAUGAAAUGAA
Molecule: messenger RNA, 4294 nt
Organism: Poecilia latipinna (sailfin molly)
Lineage: Eukaryota; Metazoa; Chordata; Actinopteri; Cyprinodontiformes; Poeciliidae
Gene: jmy
Product: junction mediating and regulatory protein, p53 cofactor
Exons: 10
Coding region: 1504-4200 (898 amino acids)
Biological process (GO): intrinsic apoptotic signaling pathway by p53 class mediator; positive regulation of apoptotic process; Arp2/3 complex-mediated actin nucleation
Cellular component (GO): cytoplasm; nucleus
Molecular function (GO): Arp2/3 complex binding; transcription coactivator activity; actin binding
Source: RefSeq, a predicted model, not a curated record